Messenger RNA from Purpureocillium lilacinum, 2025 nucleotides. Lineage: Eukaryota; Fungi; Ascomycota; Sordariomycetes; Hypocreales; Ophiocordycipitaceae. The record is from RefSeq and is a predicted model, not a curated record.
AUGAACGCCAUGCGCGCAUGCCUCAAUUGCCAGAGGAGAAAAACCAGGUGCCUGCGGAGCAACACCGGGAAUGGGCCCUGUUCGUAUUGCUCCAGGGCGGGCAAGUUGUGUAGCUUUGACUCGCCUCCCGACCGAACACCCUUGACCAGGCGAAACCUGGACGCUGCUGAAUACCGUUGCGCACAGCUCCGGUCGCUUCUGCGGUCACUUAACCCGGACAUAGACAUCGAGUCGGCACUGAAGCAGCAUGCCGGCGCGGCAUCAGCCGCGGCAAGCUCUCAUGAGCCAGAUGACGGCGAACUGGAUGCGUCCCCGCCCAACCGGUAUGAGUGGCAUGAGGGGUCCUUGUCGCCUGGAGUUGGCUCUGCAGAGCAUGGCCUAUCCACUGCUACUGACGGAAUGGCGGCGCUUGCCACAAGAGAUGCUGGUAGCAGCUCUGGCUCGCAGCUUCUGGAGGAGAUUGAUACAGUAAUAUCCAGCGGGACAAGAAAAGCAUACACGAGCGCCCAGCACGGACGUAGUCGAUCUACGCCCUCGGCUGAGCUUUUACCUCCCGAACCGCCGGAUUUGCAGCAGUCGCAUGUCACUGCAUGUCUUGUUGAUGCAUACUUCAAUCUUUACAACACCUGCUACCCUAUCAUACACGAAAAAACGUUCAGAGAUCGGAUGAAUACCGGCCAACAACAUGCACCGACACGAUCGCCAUGGCGGGUGGUGUAUUACAUGGUCUUGAGCAUCGGGCACUGGCUUACAAAUAGCGAGACGGAGCACUCUUACACCCAGUACUAUGCGGCUGCGAGAGCCAACCUGUCUAUUCAAAUGCUCGAAUCUGGAACAAUAGAGACCCUGCAAGCGUUUCUGCUCAUCGGCAACUACCUCCAGAAGAGAGAUCGCACAAACACAGGUUACAACUAUAUUGGGUUGGCAUGCAGAAUGGCCCUGGAGCUGGGUUUACACCGAGAACUUUCAGGGACGGACGGUACUAUCGGCCACGAGCGGCGUCGUCAAUUAUUCUGGACGACGUAUUGCUUCGAGAGCGGUUUCAACAUUACCACAGGUCGACCCCCGACAAUGCUCGGUGAUUUCGUUGAUGGACUUCCGCCCAGCGCAUCGGCCCCCGCAGCUACCUAUCAUCCCACGACAUACUCUGCCAUCAUUGCUCAAGCGCAGCUAGCAAGAAUCGCUGAUGCAAUCUACGCGGAGUUUCUUCAAGCCAAAUUAGCGGGUACUAAAAUUGAGUAUCGACUAGCUGAGACUCGGGAGAGAGACCUCAAUGUCUGGCGCCAUAAUCUGCCAAAUUAUUUUAUCGCCACAGAUGUUCCUCUCUGGUUCCGGGCACCUCGCGCUGUCGUUCUUUGGAAAGAGCAGAACCUUCGCAUCUUGCUUUGGCGUGGGGCUCAGAAGUGCCAUAGCUUCCUUCCCACGUCCGAGGACGCAGAAGAGAAGUGUCUCCAUAUUGCGAUGCAGACUAUCCACGAUAUCGAUGAGUUUUGCACGUCCUACGCGUCUGCACUACAUCAAGGCCUCGCUUGGUACGCUACAUAUUUCAUGUUUCAGGCGGCCCUUGUACUUUUGGCGCAUAACCUCGCCAAUAAUGGCCAAGCCGAGGCAUCGGGGCGAACGGAGCUCCCAUGGGCACACGAAUACUCGGUGACCAAAGCUCAAUCCUGUUUGCAGAAAUUGGCGACGACAAGUAGGGCAGCAAGCCGUUGCCUGAAAUCGCUCAACGAUAUCAAGAGCCGGCUCCCAACCCUUCCUUCGGCUGGCUUGGAGGGAGGCAAUACCCGCGAUAACGUUGGAGUUCCGGACAGCGAUGCAUCAACAGCCCCUGGAGGCGACAUUGAGCAUCCACAACCGUACUACGAAGGCCCACAGAGCGAGAAUGGCUUCGCGUUUCACGGCGGAGGCCAAGAGUCUGUCCCCGAGCAUGUCGGCGAUCCAGACUUGCGGAUCCUCAUGAGCCAGGUGUCUCAAGAUUUUAUGGAUAUGCCUCUCGACUUCCUACUCAAUGACUGGGCUACUUAA